Messenger RNA from Nannospalax galili (Upper Galilee mountains blind mole rat), 365 nucleotides. RefSeq names its product putative ankyrin repeat domain-containing protein 30B-like. The transcript has 4 exons. The record is from RefSeq and is a predicted model, not a curated record. The annotation marks the transcript as partial. NCBI's taxonomy places the organism in Eukaryota, Metazoa, Chordata, Mammalia, Rodentia, Spalacidae.
CAGGCUGUACAGCAGGACCAUGAAGAAUGCGCGUCGAUUUUACUUAACCUUGGCGCUGAUCCACACGCCAUGAAUGUGUGUGGAAAAAAUGCACUCCACUAUGCCGUGCUUGGGGGGAACAUCUGAAUGGCUGAAAAACUGCUGGCCUGCGGUGCUGAUAUUGAAGCCAGAACAAAGCGUGGAUUCACACCAUAUUUGCUCUGUCUUCUCGAAAAGAAAGAGGAGAUGGCAGAAUUCUUGAAAGCAAAGGGUGCAGAUGUGCAUGCUGAGGUUGAAUGGAAAAGUGAGACAACAGGUUUAAAGUCGAUCCUUAAGUCUGCACAGAUUGGCACAGAUGACAGUUCACCAGAGAAUGCUUCUCCUCA